Molecule: messenger RNA, 1594 nt
Organism: Drosophila teissieri
Lineage: Eukaryota; Metazoa; Arthropoda; Insecta; Diptera; Drosophilidae
Product: protein FAM114A2
Exons: 2
Coding region: 72-1496 (474 amino acids)
Source: RefSeq, a predicted model, not a curated record
UUAAGUCCGCAGUGAGUUGGCAGACCUCGCUCAAAUCCUAAAAAUCUACGUGGAGCAGAAAUAAACAAAUAAUGGCGAAAAAUCCAAAAAAGGAAGACGACGGCGGUAACGACUGGGCCCAAAGUGACGAGGACGACAACUGGGACGACUGGGGCGAUGACGAGGACAAGUUCGUUCAUGUGGAGAAGGAGCAACAGCCAGAGGAGAAAGCAGAAGUCUCGAGCAGAAACGACGCAAAAGGAACGGUGGAAAAUCAGGAAAAGCUGGAAACUCCCAAAGUUUCUGCUCCAGUGACAGCAAACGCCUCAUCCUCGACCUCGUCCUGGGGUCUGUGGGGCGGAAAACUGAGCUCCGUGCUGAGCACGGCCACGGAAGGAUUGGGCACGAUAACCACCCAAGUUAACCAGGGCCUUAAUCAGAUCAUCGGAGUGCCCGAUCCCGAGGAACUGGCUCGCAUCAAUGUGGCUGAAAAGGCAGAAAGGGCGGAAAAGGCUGCCAAGGACCCGCCACAGGCUAGGGACGAAAGUCCAGAGGAACCUGUUGACGAUAAAAACGAAUCCGCGGCCGCCUUUCGCUUGGAUUUUGUCACCAGUCUGGGCUCCAAGGUCCUCAACACCGGACUGGACACACUCGAAGGCAUUGGCAAGAAGACCAUGACCAUUCUGCAGGACAACGAUCCCAAGCUGAUGAACAAGAGAAAGCUGCUUGGCCUGGAGGCCAACUCGCCCAAUUUGAGUGCCGUAUUGUUGGAGGCGAAGAAGGAUGCCGACCAAAUGGAGCAAUCUCUGCAACAGCUGCAGCUGGAAAGGCAGAAGGCCCAGCUGCGUUUCGAAGUCCUUUUCGAGCAUUACUGCGGCCUGGUGCAUUUUGAGGCCCUGGAGAUCCUGUCCAGAGAGUCGCGCCUCAAGCUGGACACCCUUCUCGAUGCUGUUAGUGGUAACGCCCUUGCCGAAUUGCAGGAAACGAUAAACGAGGUGAAGGAACUCCUAGAACUGGAGGACUUGGAAGUGGAGAGUGAAGGUGACUACGAGGCGGAGGAACUGAGCGAACGACUGGCUGCCACGAUCAAGGAUGCAGAGCUGGGCAUUCAGUUCGACGACAUAGCCAAACACUGGACGCAGUCGCUCAGCUGGUUGACCUCUGAGGAUGCCACUGCCGCCGAUCUGGACCAAGCUUAUGCGAAGAGCAUCCACGCCCUAAGCGAAGCCUGCGCCCUCGAGAUGUGUAAGCUGCACAAGAUCGCCGAGCUGUUGCUGGUGAAGCCACAUCAUAGCACCGCCAACGAAGUGGACGGCGUCGUCAAUCUCUGCCAGCAGUUCCAUGGGCACCUUCAGGGACUAAGCCACCGUUUCGCCGCCGUUUUGAGCGGCAAAUCAGAAGCGGAGGAAUCUAAAGUCCGGGUCAGCACAUUCUUUUCCGAGAUGCUAUCUGCCGUGCAGUUCAUCGAGAAAGCCUACAAGCUAUUUACACCCAUUCUCCAGAUGGGAGCUGUCUAAACGGAAUUAAAUUUAAUUGUUGUACUUUCUACUUUUACUAUUGCUUGGUUAUUGUCCCAAACUAACUUGUUUUCCACAUAAAUGUACAAAAUUAUAAA